AUGCCUGCCACCAAUCGCUUGUUGAGCGCUGUGCUCUUCUCAGCUUCACUCAUUAACCCGACAUAUGCAGUUUCGGGUGGAUCAUCAUCAACAACAACAACAACCACAUCAACCUGUAACUUGCUCCAGAAUCCGUCAUUCGAGACUGGCGACUUGACCGGCUGGGUCACUGCGGCCCAUAACAAUGAUAAAGAUACUUGUACUGUUGUAUCUGGAGACGCCUCGGAGGGAAGCGGCUACUUCUCAACCCCCGCCGUUGACGGGUACGAAUACCUGAAGCAGUCAGUUUCCGGUCUGAAGAUUGGCCAAACCUAUAAGCUCUCUACCGACUACCGCUAUGUUUGGACUGGAGAUGAGGCUCCUGUUUCUCCCUCGAAUCUGUGCUAUCUCGCCUGGUCCCAAGACAAAUGGGACGGGUUGGUUGAUGGGACACAGACAGUCUGGUCGUCACAGGAUGCAGAGUGGACAACCUACAGCGUUGACUGGACUCCCACCAAGGAAACUUGUGAUCUCUAUCUCAUCUACGCGUGUGUGCAAAACACCAACCUCAACUUUGAUAACUUGAAGCUUGAAGGAACAGGAUCUGCCUGCACAACUAGCACUGCUAUUUCGUCUUCUAGUUCCACGCCUAUCCCUGCUGCCAGCUCUGCAACUCUGAGCUCCGUUCAACUUCGUCCUAGCCCGUCCUCCAAGGCUUUGUCUCCUUUGGCAUCUGCAUCUGCAUCCGCCAGCUACAGCCCCCUUCCUUUCCAUCCUGAUCAUCACCAUCAUCAUCAUGAUCACCACUCUGCGCAGCCCACUCCUUCUGAGCCUGCUUCCGCCAGCUACAGCCCCCUGCCUUUCCGUCCUGAUCAUCACCAUCAUCACCAUCAUCAUCACCACUCUGAGCGUCCCACUCCUUCUGGGCCUGCUUCCGCCAGCUUUAGCCCCCCUCCUUUCCAUCCUGAUCAUCACCAUCACCAUCAUCAUCACCACUCUGCGCGUCCCACUCCUUCUGGGCCUGCUUCCUCGCCCUGGAGUCGUCGUCCUAUUUCAGCGACUCCUACGCCUUCUUUCACCCCUUCUGGGUCGGUGACAGUUGCUCCUUCAUCUAAUCCUUCGGGCCCUGUGGCUUCUGGCCACCCAGGCUCUGGCAACGGUAACGGCAACGGCUCUGGAUCUGGAUCUGGCUCUGGUAACGGCUCUGGCUCUGGCUCUGGAUCUGGAUCUGGAUCUGGAUCUGGAUCUGGAUCUGGCUCUGGCUCUGGAUCUGGCUCUGGCUCUGGAUCUGGCUCCGGCUCUGGUAAUGGCUCUGGCUCUGGUAAUGGCUCUGGCUCUGGAUCUGGAUCUGGAUCUGGAUCUGGCUCUGGUAAUGGCUCUGGAUCUGGAUCUGGCUCUGGUAACGGCUCUGGAUCUGGAUCUGGAUCUGGCAACGGCUCUGGAUCUGGCUCUGGCAACGGCUCUGGAUCUGGAUCUGGCUCUGGUAACGGCUCUGGCUCUGGCUCUGGAUCUGGAUCUGGAUCUGGAUCUGGCUCUGGCAACGGCUCUGGAUCUGGCUCUGGAUCUGGCUCUGGAUCUGGCUCUGGAUCUGGCUCUGGAUCUGGCUCUGGAUCUGGAUCUGGUUCUGGCCAGGUCACCACCUCUACAAUCUUGACCACCCGGACCAGCACUAUCACUGCGUGUCCCUCCACUGUUACCAAUUGCCCUGCCCGUGAUAAGACCACUUACCUGACCACUGAGACUGUCGUUGUGGGAACCACUGUCUGCCCUAUUACCGAAGAUGCCCGGCCUACUGCUACUGGUUCUACUAAGCAAAUGACCACUUCUACCGCUUUCAUGACACGCACCUCGACAAUCACCGCCUGCCCCUCCUCCGUAAAGGAUUGCCCCGCGACUGAAAAGUCCACUUAUGUCACUACAGAGACAAUUGUUGACUAUACCACUAUCUGCCCGGUUACUGCUGCUGAAGCCACCCAGACCGCAAGCUCUACUGCUUCAUCCUACGCCGGCGCUAGCUCUACUGGCUCUGGGUCUGGGUCUACUAGCUCUACCUCCGGCUCAACUGGCUCCGGCUCAACUGGCUCUGGCUCUACUGGCUCUGGUUCUACUAGCUCUGGUUCUAUUGGCUCCGGCUCAACUGGCUCCGGCUCAACUGGCUCCGGUUCAACUGGCUCCGGCUCAACUGGCUCUGGCUCUACUAGCUCUGGUUCUACUGGCUCUGGCUCUACUGGCUCUGGUUCUACUGGCUCUGGUUCUAUUGGCUCCGGUUCAACUGGCUCCGGCUCAACUGGCUCUGGCUCUACUAGCUCUGGUUCUACUGGCUCUGGCUCUACUGGCUCUGGUUCUACUGGCUCUGGUUCUAUUGGCUCCGGCUCAACUGGCUCUGGCUCAACUGGCUCUGGCUCUACUGGCUCUGGCUCUACUGGCUCUGGCUCUACUGGCUCUGGUUCUACUGGCUCUGGUUCUACUGGCUCCGGCUCAACUGGCUCUGGCUCUACUGGCUCUGGCUCAAAUGGAUCUGGCUUUGAAUCGUCUGGCGAAAAGCAUAGCACAACCACUAUUUAUUCGACCAAGAUUGAGUCUGGAACAACCGAUACUAUUGCUGUUGCAACUGAGGUUUUAACUAUCUCCGUUGCUGAAGCCUCCAGUACCGGUAUCGUGGGUGUUGGUGCCAUUGGAGUGCCCCCUGUGCGAAGCACAAACGUCCACAUCCAGCCCACUCCUUCGGCAUUUGCCACUUCAAGCUCUUCUGCUCCCCAUCGCAGCUCUGGUGUAGGUUCUUUCUCCUCGACCACUAGUCCCGCUGCUCCGGUCUACACUGGUGCUGCUUCACCUUCGUUCAUUUUCUCCACUGGCCUGAUUGGCGCUUUGGCUUUUCUUGUUAUGCUUUUUGUAUAA
Penicillium odoratum is the source of this 2877-nucleotide messenger RNA. RefSeq lists its product as uncharacterized. The transcript is spliced from 2 exons. Lineage: Eukaryota; Fungi; Ascomycota; Eurotiomycetes; Eurotiales; Aspergillaceae. The coding region runs from base 1 to 2877 and encodes 958 amino acids. The record is from RefSeq and is a predicted model, not a curated record.